UUGCGCUCAUGCCUGUUGAUUUGAGCUACUCCUUCCACUAAAAACCUUCAUUCACCACCACUCUCCCCAGCGGCGCGUCAAAUCCACCGCCCUCUUCUUGUUCUUCUUCUUCUUCCUCUUCUAUGGCAGGUCUAAAGAGAAAAAGCAAUGAAGGAAACAAACAAAACAAAGCGCGUGACUUUAAGAACAAAAAACAACGUGGUGGUAAUAAUAAAGGGAAAGAUGGUAAAAGAAAAGGUCCACGUUUACCUAAUGCUAUGUUAAAAGAGCUUCAAAUAAGAAAAAGGUACAAUGAAUCCGAUGAUGAAGAAAUUGGUACUGAUGAUGCUAUUAAUGACUUUUAUGAAUACGAAGAGGGUGUUGCUGAAGAAGAAACCAGAAAAAAUCGUCGGUUCGAUCCUGUUGAAAAUUUUCAAUAUGAACUUCCUGAUGAAUUUGAGGAUGAAAAUGUAUCUUCAGAUGAUGAAGAUGGUGAUGGUGAUGAGGAUGGACGGAGAGGAGACAAUGAUGAGGAAGAGGAAGAGGAUGAUGGAAGGCAUUCGCGAUUGUUGCAAGAUAUCACUGGACUUCCCACUGAUGCUUUUGAUGGCAAGAAGAAGAAAAAUGAUGUUAUCAUAUCUGAGGCAUAUUCAGAGUCUGAGUAUAAUCCCAGUCGUGAUAUUUUGGAUGGGGAUGGCCGCAUUAGCAUCCAGGAUCUUCUGGACCCACUCCAUGGGAAGUCUGACUAUAGCAAACUUAGAAAGACCAUGAGUCGGAUGGAGAAGAAGUCCAUGCCCAUUCAUGCACCUCUUCCGAAACCAGAUCAAGAGAGAUUGGAUAGAAAGGCAGCUUAUGGUUUUAUGCAGAAGGAUGUUACGAAAUGGGAACCUCAUGUCAAAAGAAAUAGAGAGGCACCGACUAUUUAUUUUGACGAAGAUAAGGAUGUGGGAUUUUCUACUGUAGGAGCAAUAGCUGCUGAAUUUGAACCAAGAACUGAUUUUGAGAAAAAAAUUGCUUCCCUUUUCAAUGACCAUGAAGUUGUUGAAGCUCAUAAAAAAGAUGGUGCAAGACUUCUUGAACUUAAUAAGAUAUCUGUAGAAGAUGUGAGGGAGCGGCAAAACCAGCUUGCUAAGAUGAAAAGUCUUCUUUUCCGUCAUGAAAUGAAGGCAAAACGAGUCAAGAAGAUAAAAUCAAAAGUGUAUCAUCGUUUGUUGAAAAAAGACAGAUUGAAGCAAGCAGGUACUGCAAUGGAAACAGAUCCGGAAGCAGCCAAAGAGCAGGCAAUGAAACAAGAAUUCAAAAGGGCAGAGGAGCGCUUGACUCUGAAGCACAAGAACAGCUCCAAGUGGGCAAAGCGCAUCUUAAAACGUGGCUUGGAUUUGCAAGAUGAAGGAACUCGAGUUGCUAUUCAUGAACAGCUGAAUCAACAUGCCCUUUUGUCCAGAAAAGCAAAUAACAUGAAAGACAGUAGUGGUAGUAGUAGUGAAGAAAGCAGUGAUGAGGAUGACCUUGAUGAGGCUUCUGAUGGAUCAGAUCAGGAAGCUGCAGUAAAACUGUUGAAGAAAGCAAAGGACAAGACCACUCAAGUCUUAGAAGGGGAUGAAGAAUUGCCAGUGUCAGGAGUGCUUUCCUUACCUUUCAUGGUCCGUGGAUUGAAAAGAAGGAAAGAGGCAGCCGAUGAAGAAGCAAAGCUUGCUCUGGAAGAGUAUGAGUCAUCAUUGAAGGAGUUAGAAGACAACAACGAGCCAAAAACUCAAGGAACAAAUAUUUCGACUGGUAGGAGGGUUUUUGGUGCUCAAAAAAAGCAGGCACCUGAACAACCCAAAAAGAAAGUGACAUCAGACAAUUACUACGGUGACAGUGAUAGUGAAGGUGAGACAGAUGCCAGAGAAAUUGGCAUUAGUGCUCGUGAAGAAAAUAAAUUUUCUGAGAGGGAAGUUCAUUUUGAUCCCAAUGCACUUCGUGAAGAAUCUGAGAUUGGUCAUGAUUCUCUGUUUAAGAGUUUUGACGAUAUUGCAAGAGACCCCAACUCAAAGACAUCGUAUGAGGUUUCCAUUUUUGCAGCCGAUUCGUGGAAAAAGAUGAAUGAUUCGUCAGUUAAAGGGAAGCAGACAAAAUCUGCAAAUGCAAAAAGUGUAAGCUCUUUACAGAUCACAGAACCUGUUGUGGGUAAACCUGAUAGGGAGGAAAUUGAUGAUGAUAGUGAUGCAGAUAGUGGAGGAGAAAUGGUCGAUGGGAUUUUAACUUCUGGGACUAAGUCCACAUAUGAAAUCCCAUCUCAAGAAGAACUCAUUCGGCGUGCUUUUGCGGGUGAUGACGUUGAAGACGACUUUGAGAGAGAAAAACAGGAUGCCUUGAAUGAGGAAAUUCCAGAGCCUGAGAAGCCUGUUUUACUUCCUGGUUGGGGCCAAUGGACCAAUAUACAAAAGAAGAGAGGUCCGCCUUCUUGGAUGCUUGAAGAACAUGAUAAUGCCAAAAAGAAAAGGGAAGAAGUUCUCAAGAAGAGAAAAGAUGCAAAUCUGAAUCAUGUUAUUAUCUCCGAAAAGAGGGAUAAGAAGGCUGAAAAAUUACACACGCCGACGUUACCUUAUCCCUUUACUUCGCAAGAAGUUUUUGAGCAGAGCAUUCGGAUGCCCAUUGGACCUGACUUCAACCCUGGGACAGCAGUUGGAGCUCUUAUUCGCCCAGAGGUAGUAAAGAGGAGCGGUAUUAUCAUAAAGCCUAUCAAAUUCGAGGAGGUAAAUCCCCAUGAAAGAGCGCAGGACCACAAACGUGGUGGUGUGCAGAAAAAGAAGGGUGGUCAAAAUAAGGGUAAAGCCACAAAAAAGAAAACCGUGUAGAUCGGAAGGUUAACUGAUUCACGAGGUUUGACAUUUUAAAGAAAUCUUUAUGGCGUGCUGGAGUGUUGAGAUCCCUCCCUUGGUUGAUGAUAAAUCACUACUUGGGACAUUUCUUGCCAUGUUCUUGUAUCGGCUUUGCAGUUGGGGCCUCUUUUCUGCUGUUUUGGUAGAAGAAUUUUUUAGUUGCAGUUGCAUACAAUGAACCCUUACGAAUCAUGAAGAUGCGAGGCUUUUACUCUCCACAAAUGCAGCAAAAAGAGAUUUAUUUUUUAGUUCUGUAGUAAUUCUUUAGUAGAUGACUGACAUAGGCAUGGCUCGUGUCGCUAUAUACGCUGCAAACUUAAUUCUUAUGAGUGUACUAUGUGAACUGAGCUAUUUUGUUAUUUGAAAUUAUUUAUAGUGUAUAAUUGGUUCAAGCGAAGCAGGGAUGCAAAGUUUUGUUUCA
This is a messenger RNA of Lycium barbarum (goji berry), 3264 nucleotides long. RefSeq lists its product as uncharacterized. NCBI's taxonomy places the organism in Eukaryota, Viridiplantae, Streptophyta, Magnoliopsida, Solanales, Solanaceae. The record is from RefSeq and is a predicted model, not a curated record. The coding region runs from base 123 to 2819 and encodes 898 amino acids. Gene Ontology annotation, cellular component: nucleolus; small-subunit processome. The transcript is spliced from 11 exons. Gene Ontology annotation, biological process: rRNA processing.